UUUUGAAACAGACCUUUCUGAUUUAGAAAAUGUUGAAAUAUUCCAUUUAGAGAAUUUGAAAUUUACUUUGAGCUGAGAAGUUUACUGAAAAUGAACCUUUCCUGUGAACAGUAUUGGUUUUGACGAAUUGUCAUUUCUAAAAAAAGCCAAAAUAUAUUUAUCAGGAAAAUUUCCAACUCUGGUUUUGAUUUCUUACAUCCACAAUCCUGAAGCUUGAUUUUCUGUAAGUUCUCAGGAACUUUAGUUAAGUGUGAGGUUUUUGUCGCUUUCUUUAGAAAUAUUGUUCUAGGUCAAGUCCCUUCUCUCCCUGCCCCUGAUGAUGGCAUUCUGCCCAAAAUAUAAGAAAUUUGGUUUUAUUGCUUUUUUUGCUUUUGGUUCUGGUUCCUUCUGGAUACUAAAUAUGUUUUUUCUGGAAUGAUGUGAUGGAAAUGGAAAGAAGAGAAAAAUGUUUUGGUAUGAUAUUUCCAUAGGUGUAACAAGAACUACAGCAGAAUGGAUAACCAUUCUAGUCAUUCCAUGGAUAUGUAUGGACACUAUCAGUCAGAAGAUCAGUCUGUAGUCAGUAGAAUACAGAAGAAAUACUGGAAGACAAAGCAAGCCCUAAUCAAAGUCACAGGAAAGAAAGAAGAUGAGCAUGUAAUUGCAUCUGAUGCAGAACUGGAUGCCAAACUAGAGGUUUUUCACUUUAUUCAGGCAAGCUGUACAGAUCUUCUAAAGACUAUUAAGAAAUACCAAGAGAGACUCAAUGUUAUGUCUGAGGAAGAAAAUGAGCUAGGCCUCCUUUUAAAAGUUCAAGGAGAGCAAGAUACUUCUGAAGCUGGCAAAAUGAUGGAAGCCACUGGAAAGAUCCUUUGUUCUUCAGCUCAGCAAAGGGUAGCCCUUUGUACCCCCUUGUCUCGCCUUGGGCAAGAACUGGCAACAUUCAGUCAUAGGGCAGUAUCUGAUACUUCAUUAACAAUCGAUCGUAUGGAGCACGCCCGCAUAGAAUACAGAGGGGCCUUGCUGUGGAUGAAGGAUGUGUCCCAAGAACUGGAUCCUGACACCUGCAAGCAAAUGGAGAAAUUUAGAAAAGUGCAAACACAAGUGAAAAAUACCAAAGACCAGUUUGACCAGUUGAAAAUGGAUGUCUGUCAGAAGGUGGAUCUGCUUGGAGCUAGUCGCUGCAAUUUGUUGUCACAUUCUCUUGCUGUCUAUCAGGUAUCCACUUUAACUUUGCAGAAUGCCCUACACUGGACAUAUGGAGGGAAACCUUUGGAUAUACUGAGGGAGAAAAAUAAAGCAGA
Molecule: messenger RNA, 1283 nt
Organism: Pelodiscus sinensis (Chinese soft-shelled turtle)
Lineage: Eukaryota; Metazoa; Chordata; Testudines; Trionychidae
Source: RefSeq, a predicted model, not a curated record